AUGAAUCCAGAAAACGGAGACCGUGUAUUAAGGUAUGCAGCCCACAUUUCAAGGUGGAGACCUGCUGUGGGCACUGAAAGACUCGGCAGGAAUGCUGAAUGGUCUGGAGAUGCCUCGGGCGCUAAGUGUGCGCCUGACGAUGACGAUGACCAGGAAUUAGUGUUGCAAAGUGGAUAUCUGAUUGAAAAGCUGAACGGGGGACAGUGGGUGCAGUUUUGCAUGCAGGAACAGCAGGGCUCCACUAAUCAGGAAUCAUCCCCAGCCACCCCCAGCCACCCCAAAUCCCAGCGCCUGACCCAGGGACCCGCCCCGCAUCCAAUCAGGCUGCUCAUCGGGCGUAAUAACGUAAGAUGUGGUAAAGUUUCGUUUCCAUACUCUUACUAUCGCUCAGAUCGUCUUAUCGGAAAGUCUUGUUUGGUUUCCCCUCCCUUUCUUCAUCUCAUCUCAUCUCAUCUCUUCCUCUUCCUCCUCUCUUUGGUUUAUCAAUUCCUCCCCCCUGCAGGUGUUAAGCCCCCUGUCGUAAAAAGAGUCUCCGGAACUGGUACCAUUGGUUUUUUUCCUUGA
This is a messenger RNA of Aspergillus oryzae RIB40, 564 nucleotides long. RefSeq lists its product as uncharacterized. The transcript has 3 exons. Lineage: Eukaryota; Fungi; Ascomycota; Eurotiomycetes; Eurotiales; Aspergillaceae. The record is from RefSeq and is a predicted model, not a curated record. Bases 1 to 564 code for a protein of 187 amino acids.